Messenger RNA from Lachancea dasiensis, 252 nucleotides. The record is from the annotation of a GenBank genome assembly. NCBI's taxonomy places the organism in Eukaryota, Fungi, Ascomycota, Saccharomycetes, Saccharomycetales, Saccharomycetaceae.
AUGACCCAAAAUACCGACUCUAAAUACUACCAGCAGGCCCUACAGGAGUACCAAGACAUGCGCAAGGGUGACGAGGACGUCUGGGAUACCAGGAUAGAUAAGACUGGCUGCUAUGUGGAGAACAUGGCGCUACAACUCUGUCACGCAGAGACGAACGACUGGAGACAGUGUCUGGGUGAGAUGGCAAAGUUUCGGACCUGUUGGGACGCCAAGGGCAACAAGGGCCGUGUCGCCACACUUGAUAGGGAAUAG